This is a messenger RNA of Cephus cinctus (wheat stem sawfly), 3688 nucleotides long. Its product is annotated as leucine-rich repeat-containing protein 9. The transcript has 14 exons. The coding region runs from base 33 to 3242 and encodes 1069 amino acids. The record is from RefSeq and is a predicted model, not a curated record. NCBI's taxonomy places the organism in Eukaryota, Metazoa, Arthropoda, Insecta, Hymenoptera, Cephidae. Gene Ontology annotation, molecular function: protein binding.
ACUUUUAACGUGCAGUGCAAAAUGUCUAAUGUAUGACUUCGCAUGAAAAAACUUGCGAAAUCUCUUCUGAAACAGGUUGUUCAAUCAACAUGAAAAGAAGGAGAACAUUUUCCAGCAAAGAAUUUCCCGCAAUGAGUGAAGAAACCAGAGAAAAUUAUGCAAUAAAAACGAAUGAAGGAAAGAAACAUGAACUGUAUUUAUUUUCAUGUGAAAUUCUUUCACUGAGAAAUAUUUACACGUCGAACCAAUACCUGCACACUUUAGUUAUUAUUGGACAAUCAAGUAUCACCUCUUUAAAUGGCAUCUCAAAAUUGAUAAAUCUGGAAGAACUGUGGAUUGUCGAUUGUGGAUUAAAAGAUAUUGCUGAUCUUGGAAAAUGCGUAAAAUUAAAUAAACUAUAUCUGUAUUCCAAUGAAAUAGAAGAAAUCCCUGAUUUAGCGGAUUGUUCGAUGUUGACGAUACUAUCAUUAUCAGGGAAUAAUAUUUCUAACAUAAAAAGGCUCGAAACAAUUACACAGGUAGAAGAACUUUGGUUAGGUAAUAAUAAAUUGAAGAAAAUGGAUAUUACCAUCUUUUCAAGAAAUUCUCAAUUAAGAUAUAUUAAUCUCGCUGGAAAUUUAUUGUAUGAUUUGCAGAUUCGAAAACACCAACUACGCAUGAAAAUAAGGUACUGUGAAAAUUUAGAGUUUACUGAAUAUACAUCUAAGACUCAAAACACGUUGACGAAAAUUUGUCAAACUGUUAUGGAGGAAUCGAUAUGUCCUGCUGUAAGAAAGAAUUUAGGAAUAACGGGAGUACGAUUGCAUAGAAUUACAAAAGCUUUUAAUAAUGGGAUCGAUUUAUAUCGAUAUUGGAAAAAAAAGGAUGAAUACUCAACAGAGGAUAAAAAUGUUACUUUAAAAAUUGUAUCUCACCCAGUCGGAGUAAAGAGAUUAAAUGAUUGGCCUUUUGACAUUUUUGAAUAUGAAUUUCUAAAUACGGAAGAAGAAGUGUUGAUUACAGACUGCCUGGGAUUAGCAGAUGCAAAUUGGCUUUCAAAAAUUUCAAAUGAACAAUACAAAAAGAUGGAACGCACGUCAGAAACAGGAAGUACACAUCGUAUUUGUGUCUUUGUGCUCUCUCCAAUCUCUAUCCUCGCAGACAAGAUGAAUAACAGUGAUAAACAUUAUGUUGCGCACAAUGAUUCAUCAGGUGACACUUGUUUUGAAUAUUCUAUAAACAAUCCAGAAAAGAUAAAACCAAUACUCGCUGUAGAAUAUGAAUAUAUAUUUCAAAUGGACGAAGAAGAUAGUAAUAUGAUAAUUGUUGUUGAGGGAUCAGAUAAAUUAAUAAAGCAGCCAUCAUUGUGGAGUCAUCUGACCAUAAAUAAUAUAUGCCAAUGCCUCAAUGUAAAACAAGAUGAAAUUCAGAACUUAGUAACCAUAAAUCUAAUUGGCGGAAAUAUCUCUACGAUGGAUAUUCCGAUAAUUUUACCAAAUUUAAGAGAACUUAACGUCUCUUAUAAUCGUUUAACAUCAUUACCAAACCCACAAUUACUUGAAUAUAUUCAAAAGCUAGAUAUUAGCUUCAAUCAUAUAAAGUUGUUGAACUUCAACCGAAAUUUAUCAAGGCUGGAGAACUUGGACGCUUCAUGGAACAGAUUAACCAGUUUACUAACGAGUAUAGAAAAUUUGCAAAGUUACACGCAAAAUUUGAACAACCUAAAUUUGAAGAGUAAUCCCUUCAACGAUAUCAUGGAAUCGGAACGCUUAAUAUUAUUCAUACAAUUCAGUGGCUUGACAAAACUUCAUUCUUUAAAUGAAAUUUUACUGGAAGACUUUCAUGCGCGUCAAUAUAUUUCCUGUACGAAAAAUAUAUUUGAUAAAAUUGAAAGCAGAUUUCAAGGCAUUAAUGCAUACAGUCAAGAUGUUAUUUGUGAAAUCAAUCAAGGCCUAACGACACCUUUGACAAUAUCGAACAAAAACUUUGAACUGGUGAAGUUUUUGGAGUUAUCAAACAAUCGAAUUAACCGAUCAGAUUUUCUUAUCGAAUUUAUUGCCUUGGAGGAAGCAAACUUUUCCAAUAAUUUGUUAAGGAAUAUAUUGUUUAAAAUUCCUUUAAAGCAUUUGGUUAAAUUGAACCUAAGAUCAAACUUGAUUUUAUCAUCGGAGGGACUGACGCAAAAUAAUCUCCCGGUUCUAAAGUAUCUGGAUUUGACUAAUAAUUUCAUAAAAACAUUACUACCAAUGGGAACAUUCAAAAGUUUGAAAAUAUUUUUUUGUUCGCAUAAUCGUAUCAGUAAAUUAAAAGCUAUACAUAAUAUCAAGAAUUGGAUGGAGUUACAACUAAUAGACCUCAGUAACAAUCCUGUGGAGUCUAUUGCUCUGUUCAAAAAAUUCCUCGUCUUUUAUUUGCCCACUAUUCAGUACAUUUCUGGAGAACCUGUACAAGAAUCAGACAUUAUAAAAGCAAGUAGAACAUUUGGCCAUCUUCUAGACAGAAAUAAACUAAUCUCUAUGCACAAUGAGAACGAAUUAACAAAUAUCAAGCAACUCAGUUUGGUUUGCUGUUCCAUCAAAAAGGUAGAUCUUCCAGCAGACAUUCUACUGAAUUUGGAAAGUCUAGAUUUGAGUAAAAAUCAAAUAAAAUCUCUAUGGGGUUUACAUUUACUACCCAAAUUGCAAACUUUAUGCAUGAGUUACAACCGUGUAGAAGAAUUUGGUCAAUUACUCAAGACAAAAGAAUUCAAUUUAGAAAAUAAUGCAUUUCCUUCCCUAUGUACAUUGCACUUAGAUCAUAAUGGUAUGAAAUCCUUGGUGGACAUGAAUUUUCAAAGAAUGCAUUUACUAAAGUACCUUUUCUUACAACGUAAUAAUCUUCAGGAUAUAGAUGGAAUUCAACUUUGCAAGACUCUGGAAGUCCUGAUAGUCGACUACAAUAAUAUUCGCAUGAUAACAGAGGAGAAUUUUCAUUUGCAUAAUAACAUCAGAAUGUUAUUUCUAGAAAAUAACAGAAUAAAAUAUCUUCACUUCGUGAACCGAUUACCGAAGAUGGCGCAACUAUUUAUGGCGAAUAACAGGAUAUCGGGCAAAGAUGAAUUAAAAUAUCUCGUAUGUCUGGAGAAUCUAAAAGAGCUUACACUCCUGGGGAAUCCAUUGUGCAAGAAGGCAAAUUAUUAUAAAUUUACCCUGAACAUUCUCAACAAACUGAAACAUCUCGACGGCCACUCAGUUCUUUUAAAAGAUUAUUAUACAGUUGAAUGAAAUCUUACGAGUUCCAAUUAAUAGUAGUAGCUUAGAUUGUUCCCGCUAAACGAAGAAAAAUUUAAUUCUGUUAUUACAGAUCUCUACGUAUUCUGCUAGCUGUGAGAUAUGGGAACUGUGCUGGAUAUACGAGUACAUUUAUGAUUGAUGAUAAAGAAUUAAGAAAAUUUUCGGGAAAGUUAUUUAGGAAAGACUCUCAUGAAUUAUACAAAUAUGUAACAAUAAAUUAUCAAGGACAUACGACAUCGAGAAACUCUACGGAUGAAGCACCAUUAACGUAAGAAUAUGUUUACCACAUGAAUAUUAUAAGAUACACGUAAAGAAGAAGAUGUGACCAAAGAAGAGAACACGGAAGAAGAUGCCUUAAUUGAUGCAAUUUUAGCCACUGAUGUAAUGGCUAGUACUAUGGAUUUUUUAUCAAAUAAGGGUUUCUUCAAUAAAGAUUU